Molecule: messenger RNA, 335 nt
Organism: Perkinsus marinus ATCC 50983
Lineage: Eukaryota; Perkinsozoa; Perkinsida; Perkinsidae
Exons: 3
Source: RefSeq, a predicted model, not a curated record
AUGGCAGUAAGGGGGGUGGAUGUCGAUGAGCUGGUGAACACCGUUGGUAAAACACGAGAUGAGAUACAGAAUGUAAAGACUAGCAUAACAGCAGUGGCAGGUAAGCUGGCCCAUAUAAAGCAGCUAGUAGCGGCCACUUCUCCUGGCCAGAACAAUGGGGGCAUGGUAGACAUUCAAGUUGCCACUGUGAAGGGCAUGGUAGCUAGAGCUAAGGAUGAUAUACAAAAGUUCAAAUCCUCAGUGAAGCAAGCAGCAGAAGAGAGGGCCCAAAGCGGAGCCCUUAAUGUUAACGCGUUCAGAAGGCGGAUGGCUAACGACGAUAAGUCCCGAUCGUU